This is a messenger RNA of Pieris napi, 4302 nucleotides long. It is a transcript of the gene Dd, whose product is annotated as CTD nuclear envelope phosphatase 1 homolog. The coding region runs from base 173 to 904 and encodes 243 amino acids. Gene Ontology annotation, molecular function: protein serine/threonine phosphatase activity. The record is from RefSeq and is a predicted model, not a curated record. NCBI's taxonomy places the organism in Eukaryota, Metazoa, Arthropoda, Insecta, Lepidoptera, Pieridae. The transcript is spliced from 7 exons.
AUUUUGUCAAUGGUAUAUGACUUGGGUCGAUUAUGUCAUGGCGGGUUAGAUGUUUUCGGCAUUGAAUUUCCUUGAAUUUGUUUUGAAUUUCUCUGUCAAUGAUCUCGCAUGUUUCGCUGCAUAUAAAUGUCAGCGUUACUUAUAAAAAAAAAAUAUUUCGUAAACUAUUCAAAUGCUGAAACAAUUGCAAAUGGGCCUUCGCGCGUUCAUGCUCCUCGCCUCUAAAGUAUGGAGUUGUUUUUGUUACAUGUUUAGAAAGCAGUAUCGAGCGUUGGCUCAAUAUCAAUCUGUCAAAUAUGAGAUAUACCCACUUUCUCCAGUAUCUAGACACAGGCUGAGUUUAGUCAAAAGAAAAAUGUUGGUACUGGACUUGGAUGAGACCUUAAUACACUCUCACCAUGAUGCAAUGCUGCGGCCAACAGUAAAGCCUGGCACCCCACCUGAUUUUGUACUCAAAGUUACUAUAGAUAAGCAUCCAGUUAGAUUUUUUGUUCACAAAAGGCCACAUGUUGACUACUUCUUGGAUAUAGUGUCACAAUGGUACGAGCUGGUAGUGUUCACAGCGUCUAUGGAGAUAUAUGGCGCUGCUGUUGCCGACAAAUUGGACAACGGACGGGGAAUUCUCCGGCGGCGAUUUUACAGACAACAUUGCACGCCGGAACACGGCUCGUACACGAAGAACUUAUCAUCGAUAUGCGAUGAUCUUAACAGGGUAUUCAUUCUGGACAAUUCUCCCGGCGCUUAUCGGGAUUUUCCAGAUAACGCGAUCCCAAUAAAGUCGUGGUUCUCGGACCCCCUCGAUGUGGCGCUGUUAAAUCUUUUGCCAGUUCUCGACGCGCUGCGCUUCACGCAUGACGUGCGCUCAGUGCUGUCGAGAAACUUACACUUACACCGCCUAUGGUAGCACCUGCUCGAUACUAGCGUUUUGUACAAAUUUAGGGAGUGAAUGCGCUUCCAGAACCUAUUUAUUAUUUUUUUCACUUGUUAGAAACCUACAGCGCUUCUAUUCAAAUAUACAUAUAGAAAUAAUCUAGUGGAAUAAUUUUUUAAGUUUUGUUUUAAAUAAACAGUGAUUAGUGUAAUAUAGGACUGAAUUUUCCUACGUUCGUAGGAGAGGGUAGUUUCAAAAACACCCUUGUCGGUUUAGGUCUCUAUCACUCACCUACAUGGAAUGAGACGGCAAUAUUUUAAGUUUUUUUUAGUUUGUAUCGGACUGCUUUUAAAUCAGUAGUGAUUAGUUAUUUUUGAAUUCAUGACAAAAAAAUUGUGUGGAUCCUGCGAAAUUUGGUGUUACGCACGGAUAUAGGUUUUAUUGUCUAUUUUUAAUUGCGAUAUUCUUCAACUGGUAGUUAAAUAAAUAAUUACUUCACUAUUUGUUUUCAGACUUUUGAUUUUACUGUCUUAAAAAAUUUAUUUGUUUUAAUAAUAAUUAUCUGAUAUUAUGAUUCUGUAGUUAUGCCAUAUUAUCUCUUUUUUGAGAAUAUAAGUUUUGAAAUAUCUGUAUAACAAAACAAAAUAGAACGAAAUUGGUUUUAAGUUUUAACAUUAAAUAUAUUUAGAUACUCGCAAUUAAAAAUCGAUGAUCUUUGAGAUACUUAUUACUUUUGAUUAACGAUAAACUUUUUAUAGACCUUUUGAAAGAUCUAUCGAUUCUUUAUACUUUAGGAAGAGUAAUUUUUUUAUAUCAAUUUCAUAAAUUUAUUUGUUGAUGUAAAAUUAUAGUUAAUCAAGGAUUUUAAGCGUUUUCUUAAAUUAAGAAGUUUAGAUGGAUUUGUUUUUAGGAAAUUGAGGCAUUUCACUUAAACUAAGUUGCAAAUCACAGGCGCACUAUGAUGUUAAGAGCUAAAAAUAAUAAUCUCGAUAAUGCAAAAGUAAUUAAAUCAAUAAAUCAAAAAUACAAAUUGUACUUUUAGUCCCUGGCCAAAAUUCAAAGACAAACUAGUCUUGACUAAGUGUCACCCAACUCGUUCAUCUGUCAAAAUUCUAUGACAAUUUCACAUGUGCCCGACGUUAGGUAUGCCUCCAUGCGUCAUGGUGUGCCGUGAAUAAAGACAAUAGUGGUAUACUACGUAAACUAUGUACAAAUGUAAACCGAAUCAGUUGAGUAGUUUCGUUUCAUUAACAACGCUUUUUUGUCAAACUUUCAUGUCAUGAAACCUUCGUGGUCUUCUAAUGUUUGAACUAUUUUAAAAUUUUAAUCUAUAAGCAUGACAGCUCAAACCACAGAUUGCACUUAAGGCAUCAAAUUUAAAAUACUACUUAAAUUUUCAUAGGAAAAUUAAUAUCCUAUUGCUCGAAAAAAGGGUUAUUUUUUCGUGGUUAUAAAAAGCGUUGUUGAUAGACAUAGAUGUUAUAAUGUCUGUUACCUUUAUAUUGUCUGAAACGUGAGAGAAUAGAAGGGGAUCGGUAAAUCAUUAGUAGUGUUUUCAAAUCUCUUACAAUUAAUAUAAACUAAAGAGUAACAUGAUAAAACCUUAACUGUUUGGUUAUUGUUCCUAAUAUAUUAUAGGGACCGGUGCCUAUGAGUUACGGCAUUCAAUAUACCAGGGAGUUUCAGAUUAAAGAAUUUUGUGGAAGUUGUUGUAUGAGUCGUACCCUUAGUAGUUUCCAUGUCCAUGAAUGUCCCAUCAAGAAGUUAACGGAAACUAUAUCAAAUGCAUUUUGUCAAAAACUGAACUGAAUACAUAACGAUACCAUCAAAAACUUUGCGCUAGGGUCAUGCUUGGUAUCCUGAUCUUUUCCAUACAAAUUAGAGGUGUCAUACUUCUCGCAUAAUAUUUAUGACUAGAACACCAGCUAUUCUUAUGGAAGGUAAAUUUAAUGUUCCAUAGACCAAUAAACUAAUUUUGAUAUUACAACUGCCUGGAUGUUAAACCAAUAAACAAAAUAAUUAAAUGAGUAUGAAAUUGAGGAAAUCUGGUGCUAAAAUUUAAAGCGAUUGAUUAUGAAAUUAAAUUGUAUUAUGAGAUUUGAAAUCAUACACUAAUGUUCAGUUCAAACCAAAUAUACGAAUAGUUUAUAUCUAAUGAACUUAGGAAAAUAUACUUUAAUUUUAAAGUAAUAUUCUUGUUUCUAUAGCAAUUAGUGUCGGCCAGCAUUGUAGUUUAAUAUAAGUGUACCUAAUAAUAAAUAUUUAGGUUUUUUAUAUUAACGAACCCUUGCAGUGUUGAUAUAAUUUCCAUAUUUGGUUUAUAACAUUGUAUUAAUAUUUUCCUAUAUUGUAACAUAUUUGUAAAGUUCUUAAGCAGAUUUAGUUACGCAUUUGGAUUCUGUGAAAAAUUUGUUGAGUUUCGAAUGCAAUGUCGGUUUAUAUUUCUUUCAAAUCCAGUACCAUAGUCUUUCUUUCCUUUAGAGACUAUUUUGCGUAAACGCGUAUUUCAUAAGGGCUACUUGUGGAGUAAUAAUUAACGAGACUUGUGUUGCAAUACUUUGUAGCAGGAGAGAGUUCACAGUGAAAGUCUAUGUUAUGUUAUGCCGAUGAAGGAGUCCGAACCAAUAGUCGUAGUAUAAUUAGACGUCUUCUAAUUAUGCUAUCAAUAACUGUAAAUUUGUACUUCUUGACAUGAACUGUGAAGUAACCCGCACUAAAAGUAGUUAACCAGUUUUUAAUAAUUUGUAAAUAUUUUUCCUAUAGCAUAUCGAUUAACACUGUUAUAUACAGGGUGAGUAACAAAAGUGAGAUUAAUUUGCCCGUUGAGAACCUGUUGAUGGUAAAUUUUUAACACUAGCCAUAGAACUGAAAUCUUACAAAUGUAGCUAUAUGAAUAUAGCGCGUAUGAAUACGCAUAUGUUGUAAAUAUAGCAGUUUCAUACAUAAAAGUUUGGUGAAUUGACAAAAUUUUUAUUAUAUUAGAUACAUAUGUAUCUGAGACCACUGCCUUUUAGGUUUGAAAGUUUAACUUUUAUGUACUGAAACCUAUGAAAUUGUCCCAACCACAAUAUUUUAAUAAUAUGUAAUGUUCUAUUGCUUUUCUUUUUAUAUUAAAAAAAAAAUCUCUUAAGGUAUUGCUUAUUUCAGUUAUUUUAUUGACAGUGUCCACAAAUGGUUUAUAGUCUCCCACUUUUUAAUUCAAUCUAUUUGAUGAUCUUCAAUGUCGUUAAGAAAAACUAAAUUAAGAGAGGCUAAUGUGUUACAUAUUGUGGUUGAUCGGAUAACUUCCAUUUUUGAUUGUCAAAUACCUUCUAUUUCAUUGUAAGUAGACAAGUGGAGUAAUUAUUAAUUUUGUUCAACAUGAUACCAAGUCUCAACUGGUUGAUCGAAGUUCAAAGCUAUUUGUAUCAUAAUUAAAGAUCGAUUUAAAA